Miniopterus natalensis is the source of this 546-nucleotide messenger RNA. NCBI's taxonomy places the organism in Eukaryota, Metazoa, Chordata, Mammalia, Chiroptera, Miniopteridae. The record is from RefSeq and is a predicted model, not a curated record.
AUGGCCUGGACUCCUUUCUUCCUCAUGCUCCUCUCUUACUGUACAGGGUCCCUGUCCCAGCCUGUGCUGACUCAGCCGCCCUCCGUCUCUGUAUCUCUUGGAGCAACAGCCAGACUCACCUGCACCCUGAGCAGUGGCUUCAAUGUUGGUGACUUCUGGAUACGUUGGUAUCUGCAAAAUCCAGGGAGCCCUCCCAGGUAUCUUCUUACAUUCCACUCAGAUUCAGACAAGCACCAGGGCUCUGGGGUUCCCAGCCGAUUUUCUGGAUCCAACGAUGCAUCGGUCAAUGCUGGGAUUUUGCUCAUCUCUGGACUCCAGCCUGAGGAUGAGGCUGACUAUUACUGUGCUACAUGGCACGGCAACUCAAAAGCUUUCACAGUGCUUCAAAUCCAGAGAGAAGUGAGACAAAAACCUCUCCACCGCUCUGCUCUGUUCACAAAGGAAGCCCAGGAGUUUCCGCCACCUGCCCCUGCACUGAGCCGGCUCUCAGACCUGCACAGACAGAGCCUCAUAGACUUUCCUCAGUCCCGGUACAGAGACUCUUAA